Messenger RNA from Microdochium trichocladiopsis, 1836 nucleotides. Its product is annotated as lipoyl synthase. Gene Ontology annotation, molecular function: lipoate synthase activity; 4 iron, 4 sulfur cluster binding. Gene Ontology annotation, biological process: lipoate biosynthetic process. The transcript has a single exon. NCBI's taxonomy places the organism in Eukaryota, Fungi, Ascomycota, Sordariomycetes, Xylariales, Microdochiaceae. The record is from RefSeq and is a predicted model, not a curated record. Gene Ontology annotation, cellular component: mitochondrion. The coding region runs from base 155 to 1501 and encodes 448 amino acids.
AUUUUGAUGAGCAAUCAAGCAAGCAACCCUUGGGAAGGAAUCGACAAGCGACAAGCCUGCCACUGUCGAGCGCGAGGCCAUCACCGACACCGACGCCGACACCGACGCCGACACCGUGACCGCAGCAUCCAGAGCCUCAUUGACAUUGCCCGCCAUGGCUGCCCCGGCAGCAUCGUUGCACCGCAUGCGUGCGCCUCUCCAACGGGCCCUGAGGGCCUCCCUCACAUCAUCGCGAGCCUACGCCACCACCGUGUCGACACCCUCAGCAACAAAUGCCCAGUCCUCACCGUCGUCUUCGUCGUCUUCGUCGUCCUCGGCACCUUCAGGCACCGCACAGCAACCCAACGUCACAAUCCUCUCGGCCGACGGCAAGCCGCGGCGGCCAACAUACUUCAAGGACACCACGAUAGCCUCGUUUGGGGACUUUGUCGGCGCGCAGCAGGACGUGCCGCUGGCCGCAACCGAGGCGUACGAGCUCAAGACAGUAGAGGUCGGCCCGGCCUCGAACCGGCGGACGGUCACGCGGCUCCCGCCAUGGCUCAAGACGCCCAUCCCGGCGGGCAACGACAACUACAAGCAGAUCAAGAAGGACCUGCGCGGUCUGGGCCUGCACACGGUCUGCGAGGAGGCGCGGUGCCCCAACAUCUCCGAGUGCUGGGGCGGCAGCAACAAGAACGCCGCCACGGCGACCAUCAUGCUCAUGGGCGACACGUGCACGCGCGGCUGCCGCUUCUGCAGCGUCAAGACGAACCGCAAGCCCCCGCCCCUCGACGUCCACGAGCCCGAGAACACGGCCGAGGCGCUCGCCCGCUGGGGGCUCGGCUACGUCGUCCUCACCAGCGUCGACCGCGACGACCUCGUCGACGGCGGCGCCCACCACUUCGCCGAGACGAUCCGCCGCAUCAAGUCCAAGAAGCCCGGCAUGCUCGUCGAGGCUCUGACCGGAGACUUCCGCGGCGACCUGGACAUGGUAGAGAUUGUCGCCAAGAGCGGCCUCGACGUGUACGCGCACAAUGUCGAGACCGUCGAGGAGCUCACCCCUUACGUCCGUGACCGCCGGGCCACGUUCCGCCAGAGCCUGGCUGUCCUCGAGCAUGUCAAGAAGGUGCGCGGCGCCGAGGGCAUCAUCACCAAGACGAGUCUGAUGCUGGGCCUGGGCGAGAAAGACCACGAGAUCGAGGCGGCGCUGCGGGAGCUGAGGGCUGUCGACGUUGACGUGGUCACGUUCGGCCAGUACAUGCGCCCCACCAAGCGCCACCUCAAGGUCGAAAAGUACGUCACGCCGGACGAGUUUGAGAAGUGGCGCAAGCGCGCCAUGGAGAUGGGCUUCCUGUACGUUGCCAGCGGACCCUUGGUGCGGAGCAGCUACAAGGCGGGCGAGGCGUUCAUCGAGAACGUCUUGCGGAAGCGUGCCGGCGAGAAGAUGCCGGUCGCGGGCACCGACGUAAAGCUCAAUGACGCCGCGGCUGUAGAGGAGAUUAUGAAGAGCGAGUCGGCGUAAGCUCUCGCUGUGAUGGCGGGGUUUCCUCCCCGUUAGAAUGGUUGAUCAUCCCCCUUGACAAGGAAUGGAUGACGUCGACUUGUAACCAUAUUCAACCAGGGCAUAUCAUUUUUCAACCAACACGACUCGGCGUUAUGCUUUUCGCAACUGGGAUCAUUUCACAAGAUAACGAAGACGGUGGCCAAGGUCGGAUUGGCUGCCGACGGGGAAACGGGCAGAAGGAGAGGGGUUCAGGCUAACAGGUGGUCCAUGGGGGUGUUUAUAGAGCAUCACAAGUACAAUAUCUUCAACAAGAUAUUCCGGAUCACAUUCCAAUGCAUUCCCGAUACUUCCAU